Messenger RNA from Amphiprion ocellaris (clown anemonefish), 3045 nucleotides. RefSeq names its product colony stimulating factor 2 receptor subunit beta (gene csf2rb). Gene Ontology annotation, molecular function: protein binding; cytokine receptor activity. Gene Ontology annotation, cellular component: external side of plasma membrane. NCBI's taxonomy places the organism in Eukaryota, Metazoa, Chordata, Actinopteri, Pomacentridae. Bases 220 to 2328 code for a protein of 702 amino acids. Gene Ontology annotation, biological process: immunoglobulin mediated immune response; cytokine-mediated signaling pathway. The record is from RefSeq and is a predicted model, not a curated record. The transcript is spliced from 16 exons.
GAAACUCCCACUGAGUUCUCGACAACGUUCACAGGGAGCUGACUGACGAGAAGGAAGCCAUGGCGACAGGUGGACCCAGGAGCAGCCGUCCUCGUUAGGUCAGCAUCUAGCACAUGUGAGAGGGGCAGAUAAGAGGCGGCGGAUGUGUGGUGACAUCCCACAACAAGCAGUCGACUCACAGAGGAAGAGCGCUGGUGCUGUGCUGUCUGGAGGAUGUGAAUGACUCCAGAAAUGAUGGCGUUCCUCUGGGUUCUGCUCUGGUCAGUGCUGCCUCAUCCGGCUCUCUUCUCUCAUCCAGAUUUCUGUCCGAUCCAGGAGAGCAGCAGCUCCCAGACCAUGUCUCCGUUGCUGCAGUCCUUGCAGUGUCACAACGACUACGAGUCCCACGUCCUCUGCAGGUGGAGGAAACACAGAAACACGACGCUGGAGCUCUGGUUUGAGACAGAAGACGGCAGGGAGUUGUGUGAGCCGUACAGUGCUGCAGAUACAGCUGAGGGUAAAACUGUCCACUGCAGAUAUAAAACACCACUAUUCGUCAUUGGAGUCAAACACACCGUCUUCUUCCUGAAGAACAACACAGAGAACAUCUGCUCUUCUGUUAGACGGACGUCUCUGGAUCUUUUUCAGCACGUGAGAGCUCUCCCGCCUGUCAACCUGUCCACACAUGAAGCAGGCGAUGGAGGCCGGAGGAUCCUCUGGUCCAGCCCCUACCCGUCCUCCUCGUCCCUGAGCAGGAACCUCUCAUAUCAGCUGAGCUACAGGACGCACAGUCAGGACAGCUGGACCACUGAGAAUGUCACAAUCUCCACUGUGAAGUUAGAGAGGCGUGUGCUGUUUCCAGGUCAGCGGUAUGAAGCCAGGGUAAGGGUUCGGGCUGGAGUGGGUCACUGGAGCGACUGGAGUCCAGUGGUGACCUGGAAGACUAAAGACGACUUUGGGCAGCUUCCCACUUUGCACUGUGUGCUGGGAGGAGAGAGGGAGGUGGUGUGUAGCUGGAAGGUGAGCCGAGAACUGGCUCACUUCAUCACCUAUCGGCUGGUCUGUCGACGCAAUCGAACCGCCCGGUCGGAGAGAUGCUGUGUGAACCCAGCAGUCCGGCCCGACCACAGCGGGGCGCUGCUGAGCUACAGCUGCUCUCUGGACGUCCCAGGAUCUGAACAUCUGCUGCUGGACCUCCAACCAACACACAAUGCCAAGACUUUUGAGGCACACCAGCACAUCCAUCCCAAACCACCGCAGCAGCUGAAGGUCACAGAGGAGAAAGGGAACUGGAUGGUGGAGUGGACGGAGCCGAGCACAGCUUCCAAACUCAGACUGUCCUACCAGGUCUGCUACUACAGGACACCAGAUCAAAGAUCUCCGGUGCUGCUGAACAUCUCAGAGGGAUCCCUGUCCGUGACCAUCCUGGGAAAUUCCCUGGAGCCUUUCCAGACCUACCAGGUGAAGGUCAGAGCCCUGGUGGUUCCUGGACACGGUUCCCUCUAUGAAGGAAUCCCCUCAGAAUGGACGGAUCCUGUGGAGUGGACUUCACAUGGAGCCACCUGGUCCUCCACCACCCUCCUCUACAUCCUCAUCAGUGUGUUCGUGGCCACAGUCUUCUUCAUCCUCUACUGCACCAUCCCAGCCUGUCAGAGGAAGGUCAUUCUAUGGGUGGAGUCGGUUCCUUCUCCAGAAAAAAGCAAAAUCCUCUCUGAGAUGAAGUCUGCCACCACUCGGACCAUCAUGCAGAGCGAGAAGACAUCCAUCUGCAAAGUCCAACACCUGGACAGCGUGUCAACGUGCUCCUCCGAUGCUUUACUGUGGCCGACCAAGGCCAGGGAACCAGACCGUCUGGAUCAGGAGGAGAGCUGCUGGGAUGGAGACGCUCUGCCGGGUCCUGCUGAGAAGGUUCAGAGCUCUGACACGUCUUCUAUGAGCUUCAGCGGACCGUACAUCUUCUGUCAGUCAUCAGAGCAAACAUCCAAGUCAGUGAACAUCAAGAGUGAAGACAAAGACAAAGACGCCCCGUCAGAUGUCUCUGCAUCUCCUUCCCCAGUGAAUUUCACAGUUUUCGGAGACGGUUAUGUGCAUCUACCGAGCCCCAAUGUCUCCAGAUCCACUCAGGAUCUCGUCUCCCACAGUAAUGAGAACACAAGCUCACAUCUCCACAUCAGCGCUGAGCAGGACCAACAUAGACCAGAUAGUCAGCCUGGCCUCAGCGAGCCCAGCAGCAGUGAUCAGUCUCCAGAAUACACCUCAGAAGCUUUCAGUGCCUGGCCUCAGAGCGACGCCGUCCAGGUCUCAGGGUACUGCCACCUCCCCACCACCUUCAUGACGGCAGCCAAGUGAGGAGCAGCAGAUCUAAGAGGACCUAGAACCACUGAUUUCUGUUUCUCCCAAUAAGCUUUCCACAAUAUUCCAAGUUCCUUGUGCUUCCAUGUGAAAAACAAGCAUCACAUGUUUCAUUAAUGGGAUUGUUGAGCAUUUUAAUGGACUAUUAACCUCCUUUUUGUUUGACUUAAGGUGAACUAGUGAGCCAAGCUGUGAGAGGAUAGUCUGCACUCAGGACAGCAAAGCAUGUCUUUAUUUUUGAACUUUUUGGAAACAAACGCAUGUUAGAUUGGGACAAAAUACCUUGUUAUCUAAUCAAAUCCAAACACCUAUCAUGCAAAACACCUUUGUGAAACUGAAAGUGUUUUAUUUUUUUCGCUGAACCUGCGUCUGAUCCGAUUCUUAACGGACUGUUGUGCUUUUCUCAAUAUGUAUAAUGAUCACUUCCUCUUCCUAUUGCUCCACCCAUGCACAGCGUUUCACACAGGAAGUGAAUGUUCAACCACAGACUCUUCAGAACUGUGUUGAAAUGUAGAAGUUUUUAUUACUUCCUCAAACUCUGCCUCUGUCACUCCUGAGGAAGAAGCUGAAUUUAGCAAACUGCACUUCACUGGAAAAGUUUCUGUUUUUGCUGACGUUCGUGUUCACUGUCGUCAUGUAUGUAAGCGUGUUUGCACAAACGUGUGGGAGUUGACCCCUUAUUGUAAAUGUCCUAGCGUGAGUGUUGCUGGAUGU